AUGUUCCAUCUAUCUACAAAUUUGGCGGGUGAGCCGAAAGCCCUCAUACGGCAUCUGCCAAUUUCCGAGCAAAAUUACAAUAUAGCUUGGGAUAUUCUUCAAAUCGCAAGCAGUCUUAAGGGCAUACAUGAUGUUACAAAAGAAUGUUGUUAUGGAUUAGCAGCUCAAGGUAUUGAUGUUAAAUCUUGGGACGCCAUAAUGGUUCACGUAAUUAUUAGAAAGCUAGACAAAGCUUCACAUACAGCAUUCGAGCAAUCGUUAGAAGACAGCCGAAGAAUAAUUCCAUUAAAAGAAUUAUUGCGGUUCCUAGAAGGAAGAUUUCAGGCACUCGAAUCAAUGACGAAUGGAAACCACAAACAAAGUCACAAACCACGACAUCCAGCAGUAGCACUUGCAGCUACAGACUCAGGAUCAAAAUGUAUUACUUGCAAUAGUAGUCAUCAAUUAUUUUCAUGUGAAAUUUUCAAACGUAAAUCCAUACAACAGAAGUAUGAUUUACUAAAACGUCAUAAAUUAUGCACAAACUGCAUGAAACCUGGUCAUAUGGCAUUACAAUGCUCCAGCAGGGGUUGUACUAUAUGCCAAAGAAGACAUAAUACACUGUUGCAUCAAAAUAGACACCCAGUUCAACCAUCAAAUCAUAAGUUAGUAGAAAACAUUUCAAGGCCACUUGCACAAACAACUCUAAUGUCAUUCAUCAAUCAUGGUCAUACCAGUUGCGUUCUUUUGGGAACAGCAAAACUUUUAGCCUGCAACUCUAACGGAAGAACAGUCGAGUGCAGAGCAGUACUGGAUUCAGGUUCACAAAUAAAUAUUGUGACUGAACGACUGGCAUCCAGAUUGGGGCUGCAAGUAAGCUCCAGUUCGAUUUGCAUCGAAGGCAUAGGGAUAGGUAAAUUGAGUUCUAAAAGUCGUACAACACUUUCUGUGCAAUCAAAAGUGACCGAUUACAAAGCAAUACUUGAAGCAUUUGUGUUGCCAAAAAUUGUAUCCAAUCAACCAUCGCAACACUUACAAAUUUCAAAUUGGAAUCUGCCCAAUAACAUCCAAUUAGCAGAUCCCACAUUCCAUAAGUCUGACAAAAUUGAUAUGUUGUUUGGAGCAGAAUUUUAUCAUCAACUCCUAAGUCCUGGUCAAAUACAACUUUCAAGGGAACUACCAAUUCUACAGAACACUGUGCUCGGAUGGAUCGUAUCUGGAAAAAUCCAAAAUGCUAACACAAUGAUUGCAACAUGUGGAAUAGCAUCAGAAGAUAGUUUAGAAAAUGCAAUAGAACAACUCUGGAAGGUUGAAGAAGUUGAUACUCACUCAAAGGUCUUGUCAAUAGCAGAGCAACAAUGUGAAGCUCAAUUCACUCAAACUACAUAUCAGAAUGUUACGGGACGAUUCAUCGUACGUCUUCCUUUUAUAAAGGAAGUGCUUAAACCCGACAGUACUACCACUAAGUUACGUGUGGUAUUUGAUGCAUCAGCCAAAACAACAUCAGGGCAAUCUCUCACUGAUUUACUACACAUCGGACCAACUGUUCAAAGUGAAUUACUGUAUAUUUUAUUACGAUUCCGUCUUCCUCGCUAUGUGUUUACAACAGGCAUUGAAAAGAUGUACCGACAAAUACUUGUACAUCCAGAAGAUAGACAAUGUCAGCUUAUCGUUUGGAGAAAUGAACCAAGUCAACCUAUAAAAUACUUUGAACUCAACACUGUAACAUAUGGUACUAGAUCAGCACCGUAUCUAGCAACCAAAUGUUUGCAAGCUUUAGCUGAUGACAAUAUGCAAAAUUAUCCAUUAGGUGCAUCUGCUCUCAAACAAAACUUCUAUGUAGAUGACUGUUUACACGGGGCAGAUAGUCUGAGAACAUUGUUGGAAACUCAGAGUCAAUUAAACAAAAUACUGACAGCAAGCGGUUUUAAAUUGCGAAAAUGGUGCGCAAAUCAUCCAAGUCUACUACAAGGAAUUCCACACGAUGACUUAGAAGUCAAUUUAGAUUUAGAAAAUAAUAACGAUACAACAAAAACUCUUGGGUUAUCCUGGUGUCCAAAAUCUGAUAGUUUAUGCGUCAAGGUUAAAUUGGAACCUGUUUGCAGCACGACGAAGCGUGUAAGGAUGGAAAUUUUCACUAAUUUCCAACCUUCAUAUAACCAGCGUGGAAUUCAUAACUGA
Teleopsis dalmanni is the source of this 2160-nucleotide messenger RNA. RefSeq lists its product as uncharacterized. The transcript has 2 exons. Gene Ontology annotation, molecular function: nucleic acid binding; zinc ion binding. NCBI's taxonomy places the organism in Eukaryota, Metazoa, Arthropoda, Insecta, Diptera, Diopsidae. The record is from RefSeq and is a predicted model, not a curated record. The coding region runs from base 1 to 2160 and encodes 719 amino acids.